Messenger RNA from Myotis brandtii (Brandt's bat), 3030 nucleotides. RefSeq names its product parkin RBR E3 ubiquitin protein ligase (gene PRKN). The record is from RefSeq and is a predicted model, not a curated record. Gene Ontology annotation, biological process: positive regulation of proteasomal ubiquitin-dependent protein catabolic process; negative regulation of protein phosphorylation; regulation of apoptotic process. Bases 16 to 1593 code for a protein of 525 amino acids. Gene Ontology annotation, cellular component: Golgi apparatus; cytoplasm; cytosol. NCBI's taxonomy places the organism in Eukaryota, Metazoa, Chordata, Mammalia, Chiroptera, Vespertilionidae. The transcript has 13 exons. Gene Ontology annotation, molecular function: ubiquitin conjugating enzyme binding; ubiquitin protein ligase activity.
AGAAGGAUUCUGCAGAUGGGUGCACAGCGGGGAGGAGUGUUCGUGAGGUUCAACUCCAGCCACGGUUUCCCAGUGGAGGUGGAUUCUGCCACCAGCAUCUUCCAGCUCAAGGAGGAGGUUGCUAAGCGACAGGGGGUUCCAGCCGACCAGCUGCGCGUGAUUUUCGCGGGGAAGGAGCUCAGGAAUGACCUGGUGGUGCAGAGCUGCGACCUGGGCCAGCAGAGCAUCGUCCACGUGGUGCUGAGACCCGGGAGAGAAGGCCCCGCGAUGGCCACCGGCGGGGACCGUCCCCGGGGCACUGCGGGGGCCUUCUCGAGGGAGCCCGAGAGCUUGACCCGCGUGGACUUCAGCAGCUCCGUGCUCCCCACCGACUCCGCGGGCCUGGCCGUCAUUCUGCACGACGACAGGGAGGGCGCUGCGCGGACAGCGGGCAGACCAGCAGGUAGACCGGCCUACAACAGCUUCUACGUCUACUGCAAGGGCCCCUGCCAGCGGGUGCAGCCCGGGAAGCUCCGGGUGCGGUGCGGCACCUGCCAGCAAGCCACGCUCACCUUGGCCCAGGGCCCGUCCUGCUGGGACGACGUCCUGAUCCCGAAGCGGAUGAGGGGUGAGUGCCAGUCGCCAGGCUGCCCCGGGACAAGCGCGGAAUUUUUCUUUAAAUGUUCAGCGCACCCGACCUCUGACAAAGAAACAUCAGUAGCUUUGAACCUGAUCACAACCAACAGCCGGGGCAUCACCUGCAUCACGUGCACCGACAUCAGGAGCCCGGUCCUGGUUUUCCAGUGCAACCACCGCCACGUGAUCUGCUUGGACUGCUUCCACCUGUACUGCGUGACCAGGCUCAACGACCGGCAGUUUGUCCACGACCCGCAGCUGGGCUACUCGCUGCCGUGUGUGGCCGGCUGCCCCGACUCCUUGAUCAAAGAGCUCCAUCACUUCAGGAUCCUCGGGGAAGAGCAGGCCACGGCUCCGGAGAGGGCACUGGUGGGCCGCCGGCAGGAAGAUGGGCUCAGCUGGCUUCUCGUGCGAGAUGGUGCCACUGGCCUGCCCAGGCGGACUCCUGGCUGCCGGCCACAGCAGGCCCUCGCCCAGUCAGCUGGCCUGGAGGAUGGACGCUGCGGCCGCAGACAGUGGGCUGGGCAGUGCACGCGGCCCAGUCACUGCCCCACUGCCCGGGGCAGGAUGCAGCCCAUGGACCCCGAGGUGCCUUACAGUCCAGGGGACAGCAAGGGUGUCUCGAAUCCAGGCUCCAGCCCGAGGACUGGAAACCCAUCUCAGCUCGUCUUCUGCCGCGACUGUAAGGACGCCUACCACGAGGGGGAGUGCAGCGCCCUGGCCGCCGCCUCCGGGGCAGCCGCUCAGGCCUACCAGGUGGACGCCAGGGCGGCCGAGCAGGCUCGCUGGGAGGAGUCCUCCCGGGAGACCAUCAAGAAGACCACCAAGCCCUGCCCGCGCUGCCACGUGCCCGUGGAGAAGAACGGCGGAUGCAUGCACAUGAAGUGCCCGCAGCCCCAGUGCCAGCUCGAGUGGUGCUGGAACUGCAGCUGCGAGUGGAGCCGCGCCUGCAUGGGCGCCCACUGGUUCGACGUGUAGCUGCCACGGGCCGCUGUCCGCGCCGGAGCCCCGUGUCCAGUGGCGUCUGCCCCUCUCCCUUUCUCCACGCACACACACACACACGCACACACACACACAUGCACCACACGCACAUUCGCACGCACACACCUGUGCACACAUAGGCACACACAUGUACACAGUUCUUUCCAAAAGGACAGCAGCAGGUCUGGGCAGCUCCCAGCCUCGCGUUGAUUGUGCCGGGAAAACCAGCACCACGAGGUCGAGGUCUGAGCCACGCACAGCAGCACGCAGGAGGCCUGACAUCUCGGGAGCUCGAGGCUGCUGUGUAGGGACAGCACAGUCUCAGGUUUAACUCCCCGCGCUCCACCCCCAGCCGGCGCUGGGAGGAGCGAUGGUGGGAGGUGCCGAGUGUCUGUCUCGGUUCUAGACUGGUGUCCACAGCCCUCAGGCCUGGACUCGCCACUCCACGCGAGGCUCCGUCUUCCCACGGAAGCGCAGCAGCAGCCGCACAUGGUCCCCGGGUUCCCUUUCCGCGGGAUGAGUCUCCCGCUGCACGAAGCAGGUGCCGCCCAGGAGAGGAGCCACGGGGGCCGACUCCACGGAGGAGUGUAGAUCACAGGCAGAACCCCACACGCGCUGUGCGUGCCGCUUCAUUAGGAGACAUUUUGGAAACUGUUUUUCUGAAAAUGUUACCAAACCUAUCAUUUGAUUAUGGACAUUUAUGCUGCAGCGUGGAGGACAAGCCAGUCCCGCCGGCUGCGCCGUGAACAGAAUGGCUGAGUGCCCUGGAGGGGGCGGGUCAGCGUGGUUCCCAGCGACCCAGUGUCACGGGCCAUUGAAACAGCCUCUCUCCCGGGCCUGUUGCCAGGCGGUCCCGCGCGGCCUGCCCCGCCUUCGGCCCCCCUGCUGCGCUGGUCGGAUUGGGGGGGCUGGUGACUUUCCAUCGAUGGUCACACAUCAACGAGGCGUGUGCCCGCGGGCAGAGCCCAGCGCCUGCACCGGGAGGCGGGAGGAAGUGCCUGCCUCUGCUCUCGGCUCCUCUCCUCAGGCGAUGGUGACCACUCGGGCGGAACUGCCCACUGCACCUGGGCCCCUUUUCACGUGGGACCCUGGAAGCUGUCAGAUCAGCAGCAGGACUUCUCCUUUGCUGAGAGGGAAGGGGAGGGGCCUCGGAAAUGCCCCAAGGCCGCCUGCCCUCUUUCCCGAACCCCCACUCAGGGAUAGUCCUUCCCGCUCCCCCCCCUUCUCUCUGUCAGCGUGGCCCCCAGGCCGCCGGGCUCGAUGGGAAGCCCGUGGGUCGUGCAGGGAUAAUGGGGCCGAGGUCUGGCCGUGGGAGAGGAAGGUCCGAGGCUGAGCCACACACGCCAAGGCCGGCGUUGCUGCUCAGUCUGCAACGCUCAGGCCGGGUGUCCGUCCGACAAUCCCAGCAGCAGCUGCCGGCACCGGCCCCCCCCC